Drosophila bipectinata is the source of this 835-nucleotide messenger RNA. Its product is annotated as cyclin-dependent kinase inhibitor 1C. The record is from RefSeq and is a predicted model, not a curated record. Lineage: Eukaryota; Metazoa; Arthropoda; Insecta; Diptera; Drosophilidae.
GCUCAUCAUCAUUUGUGCUUUGAACUUCUUAAGUGUAAAUUGCUCGUCCGCUUCUGCUCGAGAAAAUUUCGUGAUCAUCCGUAACUAAAUCCACAAAAAAAAUAAAAAUGAAAUUCUUCGUUCUGUUGGCCUUGGCCCUUUUGGGAGUUGCUGCGGGCGCCCAGCUGCCCGACUCCGCCACCCAGGGACCCAAUCCUCAAGAUAUUGCCACUCCUGAGCCAGAGUACAUCGACAUUGAGGAUCCGGCCCCAGUUGCUGCCGCUCCUGCUCCCCGCCCUGUGAUUGCCGCUCCUGCCCCCCGUCCUGUUGUUGCUCCUGUGGCCCGUCCCGUGAUCGCCGCUGCUCCCGCUCCAGUGUACCGUCAGGUGGCCCGCCCCGUUGCCGUCGCCCAGUCUUUCGUGCAGCAGCCCAUCCAGCAGCAGAUCGUGCAGCGCGCCCAGUACCUGUCGCCCGUGGCUCAGCAGGUGGUCCAGCCCCAGCUGGUGGGCCACACCUACAGCAGCAAGAGCGGCUACCAGUACCGCCGGCCAGUCUAUCAUUAACCUAUGUAUAUCCAAACCCAGCACACAUUACCUACGCACUGAACCCCACUAUCCAAAAAUCCAAAUAUCCAACUAUCCAAAUAUCGCAUCUAACAAUCCUAAUAAUCCUAGAACGAACGAGAAUCGACAAACAUGAACAAGAACAUAACAUUAUCAAAAGCAUAAAGAGCGAAGUACAAAGAGACAAAUGAUGUUCUAUAGACAAAGAUCGAAAAACCAAGUAUUCAGUUAUUGUUGAAUUGCCAGAUAAAGUACGAAAUAAAUAAACGUAAAUUAUUUGUAAAAAUGAUAAA